Molecule: messenger RNA, 519 nt
Organism: Rangifer tarandus platyrhynchus (Svalbard reindeer)
Lineage: Eukaryota; Metazoa; Chordata; Mammalia; Artiodactyla; Cervidae
Source: the annotation of a GenBank genome assembly
AUGGAGGAGUAUGCUCGGGAACCUUGCCCAUGGCGAAUUGUGGAUGAUUGCGGUGGAGCCUUCACUAUGGGUGUUAUCGGCGGUGGAGUCUUCCAGGCCAUUAAGGGCUUCCGCAAUGCCCCUGUCGGAAUUCGGCACCGAUUGAGAGGCAGUGUCAAUGCUGUAAGGAUCAGAGCCCCCCAGAUUGGAGGUAGCUUCGCUGUGUGGGGGGGCCUGUUUUCCACCAUCGACUGUGGUCUGGUGCGGCUUCGGGGCAAGGAAGAUCCCUGGAACUCCAUCACCAGUGGCGCACUGACUGGGGCUGUGCUGGCUGCCCGCAGUGGCCCAUUGGCCAUGGUGGGCUCGGCAAUGAUGGGGGGCAUCCUAUUGGCCCUCAUCGAGGGUGUUGGCAUCCUUCUCACUCGCUAUACUGCCCAGCAGUUCCGCAAUGCACCCCCGUUCCUGGAGGACCCUGGCCAGCUGCCCCCUAAGGAGGGUACCCCGGGCCCAGGCUACCCCAGCUAUCAGCAGUACCACUGA